CUUCCCAAUUACCAAUUACUUGCUCGUUCUACUUCAACUACUUCAAUGGCUCGUACUAAGCAAACCGCUCGCAAGUCUACUGGUGGCAAAGCCCCUCGUAAGCAAUUGGCCGCCAAGUCUGCUGCCCGCAAAACCGCACAAGCAAGCACUGGUGGUGUCAAGAAGCCCCAUCGUUUCCGUCCCGGUACCGUCGCUCUUCGUGAGAUUCGUCGGUACCAGAAAUCAACAGAGCUGCUCAUCCGCAAGCUCCCCUUCCAACGACUUGUUCGUGAAAUCGCACAGGAUUUCAAGACUGACCUGCGCUUCCAAUCAUCGGCUGUGAUGGCUCUUCAAGAAGCUGCUGAAGCAUACCUCGUCUCAUUGUUCGAGGACACCAACUUGGCUGCUAUCCACGCAAAGCGUGUUACUAUUCAACCAAAAGAUCUUGCUCUUGCACGGCGGCUUCGUGGCGAGCGUUCCUAGAGGGUUUUUAUUUAUUUGUGGCUGAGUUGUAUUCUAUUGUAUUAAUAUCUACUAUUUUUCGUACUACCGACCGGACCAUUUGGGCGUGCACCUUGCAAUGACGAGCCGAUUCCACAUACUUUACGUCUGACAACGUCGUUGGC
Suillus plorans is the source of this 605-nucleotide messenger RNA. RefSeq names its product histone-fold-containing protein. The transcript is spliced from 4 exons. NCBI's taxonomy places the organism in Eukaryota, Fungi, Basidiomycota, Agaricomycetes, Boletales, Suillaceae. Gene Ontology annotation, molecular function: DNA binding; structural constituent of chromatin; protein heterodimerization activity. Gene Ontology annotation, cellular component: nucleosome. The record is from RefSeq and is a predicted model, not a curated record. The coding region runs from base 46 to 462 and encodes 138 amino acids.